GUUGUGUUCAGUACGACGGCAGCGUGCAACGUGCACAGUUUGGUAACGCAGAGAGGAUAAAAGUCAAAGCUUUUCCAGCAGUAAUAAUAUCAAGUAGAAAGUAGAGAAAAAAUAAGCAAGUGACAGUUUGUGUUAAACGUUUCGUGGUUGACAUUAGUGAAUUUAAUGAGUUUGUAUGUGUAAGUGCUAAAAAAAAAAGUUCGAAAAUUCGACAGCUCGGUAGCCAUAGAAGUAAAGUGGUGAAACAGGAGAACCAUUAAAAAAGCAUAAAGCAAGGUACAGAGUAAGCAGUGGCAGCAGCAGGCAUAACAAAGUAAAUAAAGCAUAAAUCACGAACGACUGCCAAGCAAAUAAAUAUCUGCCCGCUUGCACCGCACCGCACCGCACCGCACAGAGCACAGGGUGCACGCACAUACCACGCACUACGCGAAGCACAAGGCACGAAGCACACUCACAUCCGAACACCGAGCACCGGCAUCCCAGAGCACUUCAUUGAGCACAAAAUGCGAAGUUGCCAUUUAAUUGCGCUGUCGAUUGGCGUUUGUGUGGCAGCCAUGUCGCUGUUACCAACCACCGUCUGCGCCACGACAGAAGUACAGGAGACACCAUUGGCGUUGCCUGUCGCCGAACAGACACAACCGACUACGGCUACACCGGGUGAAAUUUGGGAGGAAGAUGAUCAUGAGAUAUUGAUACGUAACGAGCGUGGAACAAAGAGUGAUGGUCUCUCCUGUCGUUAUGGCAAAAAUCCAUGGACCGAAUGUGACCUAAAGACCAACACACGCUCACGAACGUUGACGUUGAAGAAGGGCGAUCCGGCAUGCGAUCAAACGCGAACCAUACAAAAGAAAUGCAAAAAAGCUUGCCGAUAUGAGAAGGGUUCCUGGUCUGAAUGUGCUACCGGUCAAAUGACACGCGCUGAUAAAUUGAAGGCGACCAGCGAUCCAUCGUGCGAAGCAACACGUGUUAUUAAGAAGAAUUGCAAACCCGGCAAGUCCAAGGAUAAGAGCGCCAAGGAGCAACGUAAGAAUAAGGAUAAAGGUGUACGCAAAGCACGCGCCUAAUUGCCCAACAACACACUAAAUACCCAUCGAGAUGUUUCAAAUAUAAAAUUCAAAAAUUAAAUUUACCAACUGAAUUGAAUUGAGACACGAUGCAAAAACAACAAAUCACAAAAAACACAUA
Ceratitis capitata (Mediterranean fruit fly) is the source of this 1185-nucleotide messenger RNA. RefSeq lists its product as hypothetical. Gene Ontology annotation, biological process: mesoderm morphogenesis. The transcript has 6 exons. The record is from RefSeq and is a predicted model, not a curated record. Gene Ontology annotation, cellular component: extracellular region. Bases 504 to 1064 code for a protein of 186 amino acids. Gene Ontology annotation, molecular function: growth factor activity; heparin binding. Lineage: Eukaryota; Metazoa; Arthropoda; Insecta; Diptera; Tephritidae.